Molecule: messenger RNA, 2297 nt
Organism: Drosophila grimshawi
Lineage: Eukaryota; Metazoa; Arthropoda; Insecta; Diptera; Drosophilidae
Gene: deltaCOP
Product: coatomer subunit delta
Exons: 8
Coding region: 379-1974 (531 amino acids)
Biological process (GO): retrograde vesicle-mediated transport, Golgi to endoplasmic reticulum; Golgi localization; endoplasmic reticulum to Golgi vesicle-mediated transport
Cellular component (GO): cytosol; COPI vesicle coat
Source: RefSeq, a predicted model, not a curated record
UGGAUUUUUGAUUUUUGAAAAAGCCGCAUAACAAAUUAACAUUGCCAAUGUCGCGCGUAUGAAAAGCGUAGCGCGGCACAUAAGCAUAAUCUAACUGAUUAUUUUUUGCCCCCAAGCCGGAUAGAUGGAUGCAUGAUAAGCAAUUGUGACAUCAAAACUUGCGCUACUGUCAUCACUUACACACAUACGCACGCAAUCGUAAACAUUUCUUUGCAGAACCAAUAUCGAACACGUCAGCUACGCGGAUGCCGAUUGUUGUUUGACAAACAAUUUGUUUUGAUCAAUCCAAUUCAAUAAAUUGAGUGCACCAACUACGCACUUUCACCAAAAAAUUUGCAAGUAUUCACUAGUCAACAAACCAACAAACGCUGCAAUAAAAUGGUACUCAUUGCCGCAUCAGUCUGCACAAAGAAUGGCAAAGUUAUAUUGUCACGUCAGUACGUUGAGAUGACGAAGGCGCGCAUCGAGGGUCUGCUGGCAGCAUUCCCCAAACUGAUGACCGCCGGCAAGCAGCACACGUAUGUGGAAACAGACUCGGUGCGCUACGUCUACCAGCCGAUGGAAAAGCUCUACAUGCUACUGAUAACCACAAAGGCCAGCAACAUACUGGAGGAUUUGGAGACGCUAAGGCUCUUCUCUAAAGUGAUUCCCGAGUACUGUCAUUCGUUAGACGAAAAGGAGAUUGUGGAGAAUGCAUUUAAUCUGAUAUUCGCCUUUGAUGAGAUCGUUGCGCUUGGCUACAGGGAGAGCGUGAAUCUGGCGCAGAUCAAGACAUUUGUGGAGAUGGACUCGCACGAGGAGAAAGUGUAUCAAGCGGUGCGUCUGACCCAAGAGCGCGAGGCACGCCAAAAGAUGCGCGAGAAGGCCAAGGAACUGCAGCGUCAACGCAUGGAGGCCAACAAACGUGGUGGUCCCUCGAUGGGUUCGCUGAGCGAUCGCAGCGGUGGCUUCAGCACCGAUUCUGGCUUUGGCAGCAGCAGCGGCAGCUCCAUUGGCAGUGGUGGCAACUCAUCAUUUGUGCAGUCGGAGGCGAAGAUUGUGACAGUCAAGGCGGCCCAGAAGCCCGUCUCCCGCAAUGCUCUCAAGUUGGGUGGCAAGUCCAAGGAUGUGGACAGUUUUGUGGAUCAGCUGAAAAGCGAGGGCGAGAAGAUUUCCACUCUGGUACCAGCGGCUGCACCUGGCAGCUCCGGCGCAGCGGCCAAUGCCAGUGCAGCGGCAAAAGCGAAAAUCUCAGCGGAUAUUCAUACAGAAAGUGUGCAUCUCAAAAUGGAGGAUAAGCUGGUGGUGCGUCUGGGACGUGAUGGUGGCGUUCAGCAGUUUGAGCUAACUGGCUUGCUAACGCUGCGCAUUACCGAUGAGAAUCUGGGACGUAUCAAGGUGAAGCUGGCCAAUAACGAUGCACAAGGCAUACAGCUGCAGACACAUCCAAAUGUUGACAAGGAACUGUUCAAAUCGCGCGCCAUGAUCGGACUCAAGAAUCCAGCCAAGCCGUUUCCCCUCAACACCGAUGUGGGUGUGCUCAAGUGGCGUUUCAUAACGCAGGACGAAUCGGCCAUACCAUUAACCAUUAACUGCUGGCCUUCAGACAAUGGAGAAGGCGGUUGCGAUGUCAACAUUGAAUACGAACUGGAGACGCAGCAUCUGGAGUUGCAGGAUGUCGUCAUUGUUAUACCAUUGCCCCUGAACGUGCAACCUUCAGUGGCCGAAUUCGAUGGCACCUACAAAUAUGAUGCACGGAAACAUGUGCUGCAGUGGCAGAUACCCGUUAUUGAUGCGGCCAAUAAGUCCGGCUCGAUGGAGUUUAGCUGCAGUGCCUCCAUACCGGGCGACUUCUUUCCUUUGCAAGUUUCGUUCGUCUCGAAGACGCCGUAUGCGGCUAUUAGCGCGCUAGAUGUUGUACACGUGGAUAACGAUGAGUCUGUCAAGUAUUCGAGCGAAACGAUGCUCUUUGUGGAGAAAUACGAGAUCGUUUAAUGCCACACAACACACAUACGUAGAUACACUAUCUGUUGGCAGUAAUAUAUUAGUAUAUAUAGUUUCAAUACAUACUUUAUUUUUUUUUUGCAGCAAUUCUUUCGCAUUAUGUACGAUUAUAUAUAUAUAUAUGUUAAAGCUAUGUUUAUAAUACUUAUCUAUUCACCUACAUACAUAUAUAUAUGUUUUGAAAGGGCGUAUGUGUACGCAUUCAAGCCGAUGAAGCGCUUCUGAAGUCGCCACCAUGGUCAACAGUUAUUCCACACAACUAUCAUAGAGCAUAAAACAUUCAAUAAAAUACAAUAAAUAUUUUAUUAAUUGCA